Molecule: messenger RNA, 4839 nt
Organism: Anguilla anguilla (European eel)
Lineage: Eukaryota; Metazoa; Chordata; Actinopteri; Anguilliformes; Anguillidae
Product: nuclear factor NF-kappa-B p105 subunit-like
Exons: 16
Coding region: 157-1827 (556 amino acids)
Biological process (GO): canonical NF-kappaB signal transduction; inflammatory response; cellular response to stress
Cellular component (GO): cytoplasm
Molecular function (GO): RNA polymerase II cis-regulatory region sequence-specific DNA binding; DNA-binding transcription factor activity, RNA polymerase II-specific
Source: RefSeq, a predicted model, not a curated record
CGUAAGGAAGUCCUAUGAUCGUCAUCUUAGCUGUAGCGACAGGCAAGUCGGCCCCUAUCUAACAAACACAGAAAGUUUGUGGUGGUUGCUUUAGAACAACACAUGGUACGAUAAUUUCCAGGUCUCUCUCUCUCCGUUCGGUAUCGAGGCAUUCCUAUGAACGCAAACCUGGACGCUGUCAGAUUCGGAAAACACGCUAUGAAUGAGCAGGAUCCCUACCUUCCUGCCCAAGGAUCAUUCUUAGACAUGGACGCUCUUCACUGGAUGGGAAUGGACAAUCUGAAUUUCUCACCUGUGUCUCAUCCAAAUGGUUCACUGAAGAUUGCUGAUGGGCCUUACCUCGAAAUAACAGAGCAGCCCAAACAGAGGGGGUUCCGGUUUCGCUAUGGCUGCGAGGGCCCAUCCCAUGGUGGGCUCCCAGGGGCAUACAGCAAGAAGAACAGGAAAUCCUACCCGCAAGUGAAGGUGUGUAACUACCAGGGUCCGGCACGCAUAGUGGUACAGCUGGUCACCUCCACAAAGGACGUCCACCUCCACGCCCACAGCCUUGUGGGUAAGCAGUGUGAGAAAGGCGUCUGCAUCAUCGACCUCCAGGCCAAAGAUGCCAGCAUCAGUUUCCCAAAUUUGGGAAUCCUCCACGUAACAAGGAAGAACGUGAGCAAGACUCUGGAGGAGCGAAUGAUCGAGGCCUUUCGCAUGGGCUACAACCACGGCUUGUCCAUCCACCCCGAAAUCGACAUGCUGCAAGGAGAGGCUCGCCUACCGAGAGAAAUCACAGACCACCAGAGGGAUUUGAUUGCCAAUGCAGCUCUGACCCACUCUAAGGCGAUGGAUCUCAGUGUGGUUCACCUCAUGUUCACGGCCUUCCUGCCCGACAGUGAUGGGGCCUUCACCCGACGGCUGGAUCCCAUCAUCUCUGACCCCAUCUACGACAGCAAGGCCCCCAACGCCUCCAACCUGAAGAUCGUGAGGAUGGACCGGACUGCAGGAUGCGUCACGGGGGGUGAGGAGGUCUACCUCCUCUGUGACAAGGUCCAGAAAGACGACAUUCAGGUGCGUUUCUACAAAGAAGAUGAGUCCGGGCGGACGUGGGAGGCAUUUGGUGACUUUUCGCCAACAGAUGUCCACCGGCAGUUUGCCAUCGUUUUCAAGACCCCCAAAUACCAAGAUCUUCAACUUCAGAAGCCCACCUCUGUCUUUGUGCAACUCAAGAGAAAGUCAGACAACGAGACCAGUGAACCAAAACCCUUCACCUACCACCCACAGAUUAUCGACAAAGAGGAGGUACAGAGGAAGAGGCAGAAGACCCUUCCCAACUUUCAGGACUUUGGCCACCCUGGAACAGGAGGGGGCGGGGGCAUGUACAGAGGAGGUGGGGCUGGUCCUUCAGCAGAAGGAGGUCCUGGCACUGGAGGAGGUUUGUCCUUCUACCAGAAUUUUUCCACCUACAACAGUUAUGGAACUGACUAUUUUUCCCAUGGAACCAAUGGGGGUGGGGCUGGAGGUGUCGUUGGCAUGAUGCAUGCCUCUCAGAGGGACAGCUGUAAGCUUCAGCGUGACAGUGAAGAUGAAGGAGUUGUCACGGGGGUCACCCCGUUGAACAUGGCUUAUGACAUUCAGAAUGGGAAACAGUGGCUGUGUGAUGGCAGCAUCGCCACGACGACCCCUCAAGGCCCAUCCUUCUUUCAGAUGAUGACUGUGAAGGACAUGAUUAAGGUGGAGGGAGACAGCAGGUCUGACAGUCUCAGUGUUUUGGGGGCCCUUUGUGGCCCCCCAGCGCAGGUCCAGGGCCAUGAGUGCAGUUCAUUGCUACAAGGGGCGGUAUAAUACCCCUAUGUCCCGGGAACGACACAUCGAGGGUGCACAUCAUCUUCCUUUCCAUAGACCUUCCCCAUACCUGGACCUAGCACCUUUCACAGGAAUACAUACAUUGUAUCGUCUUUUCAUCUCAAUGGCAAAGCUACUGGGGUGAGGAUCAUCUUACAAAGAAUCCAACUUGGAACACUCUCACCUGAAAGGGCACAAACUUUAUCUGUCUAUAUUGAAUCCAGGGAAGAUGGCCAUUUAGUUUAAGACGCACAGGUACAUCCAGCCUGCAAUUAUGGGAAACAGGAAAACUUCUGAGAUUUAUUUUUUAAGAAUCGAACUUUUUUUUAAAUGCGUUUCAGCGAUUUCCUUCUAGAAAUGGAGUAUAUUGUACAAGAAUGUCUUAAAAAUUGAAUUGUGUGUUCGAUUCAAGGAAGAGUAAGUCGGUGUGUUUCGAAGAUGGCAGGCGGUGCUCUAAGACGCUCUUGAUAGUCUUAGAUCAACGUUCUGCUUAAAGCCAUCACGAAGAUGAUGAAGCUGAUGGCAAAGAUUUACCCGACUUUUGUGUUUUAUAAGCACUGGAAAAAUAUUUUUUCCAAUAGCAUGCUUUGCUUUAAUUUCCUGUUAGGAUUUUGGUUUAUUGUACUUAUUUUGUCUGUGACAUUACAUUUUAGAGCUGUAUUUGUGAAAAUAGUUUUUAAAUCUAUUGAAUAAUGUAAGUUAUUACAAUAACUGUGUUAUAGCUGUAAAAGACUUGCAUUAUCUUGAAGAUCGCAGGUCUUAACAUUAAAUGAUUGUCUGCCUACUAAAAAAUGUCUGGUGAAACUAUUAAAGGGACAGUUCACCCAGAAAUUAAAUGAAAGUAUGUUUCCACUUACCCAGAGAACUAUCUAUUCAUCCGGAUAUUUUUGUUGAGAUUUGAGCUCAAUGCGCUGAAAAUUUACAUUUGGAAAAACUCAACAGCAAUGUUUAUUUCCAAAUAUGAUGCCACGGUCACUCACAAACAUCCACAGAGCUUAAUUUGUGCACGGUUUCAUGCAGUACUACUUCUUAUAAGGAAGUACGUCAACUGUGUCUAUCCGAGCAAAGUCUCGUGCAGGCGGACUAGUAUGAAACUUGAGUGGUGGUGACAUGACGUUGGUGGAAUUCUAGUCCACCUGCACAAGACUUCAUUAGAAGUAGUAGUUCUCAAAGCUGUGCACAUAUUAAGCUCUAUAGAUCAAACAAAUCAUAAACAUGAGUGAGGUAGCAUAUCCAAAAAUAAUGAAAACAAAUACAAAUUCCUUACUUUUAACUAUUUAUUAUUAGGCACACAUUAGAAUAACGCUGAUGCGUUUUGGCAUUACUGCCUUCAUCAGAGCAUCUAGUAAAGAUGAGUACGAGGUCAGUUCAUAUAACAAAAGGAACAGUUGUGAGCACACUUUUCAACACCUGUUCCUUUUGUUAUAUAAACUGACCUCGUACUCAUUUUUACUAGAUGCUCUGAUGAAGGCAGUAAUGCCGAAACGCAUCAGCGUUAUUCUAAUGUGUGCCUAAUAAUAAAGGAAUCUGUAUUUGUUUUCAUAAUUUUUGGAUGUGCUACCUCACUCAUGUUUAUGAGUUGUUUGAUCAGUUUAUGUAUAUUUCGGCCCAGCACUCCUCUUCAUUUUGCUGGUUGAGGCGCACUUUUUCCUACCUCCAAUAUAAGCUCUAUGGAUAUUCCGUAACCAUAGCGUAUUUGGAAAUACGUGUUGCAGUCAAGUUUUUCUGAAUCUAACUUUUCAUUGCAUUGAGCACCACAAAAAUAUGGGUAUAUAGACGUCCAUUGUAUCAAGGUGAGCUGCAUCCAGAAAACUCAUCAAAUCUCAGUGAAACUAUCUGGAUGGAUAAGUGGAAAUACACUUUCAUUUUUCGGUCAACUGCCCCUUUACGUAUGUGGUACGUUGACUGUCAUUCUCUGCACUGCAAAAAUGCACAUUGAUGCAUUAAAAGUAGCCUGUCAAACAGUGCAAAUAUUGUAUACCAAAGACUGACUUGGUCUCAAGUAUAUCUGUCACUUUCUCUCAAAUUCAAAAACAUAAUGGUGCCUCAAGUUCUGAUCUGUUAUUUCCUGAUCUUAUAGCCAGGAUAGUCAUUUUUAUGCUAGGAUGUAAAGACAUUGGAGAGAAAAUAUAACACCAAAUUUACAGUUUAUUUCUUUUAGAUAUAUUAAAUGGGAUCUUUACAAAUGUGUUGAGCAGAAUAUGCUAAACAGCGCACUUUUGUGUAUUUUGUUAUUUCAGUACAUUUGAAAUUAAAAUUAGUUACGAAUGUACAGCAAAGUGCGUUCCUGUCGUCAGUAUAAAAUCGCUACAUCCGCCAGAGGCUCUGGGUACAGCACUUACGUGCAGUGUAGUAAUGCACGCUACGCGUUGAAUGAAAGUCACAACCAUGCCAGCACCAGCCAGCAAUAUUGCCUACAGCAUCACUCCAGAAGGGAGGAUUUUAUUUUGCAAGGUACUCCAGUUCUCAUUUCUCAACAGCCUUUUUUUUUUCUUUUUUUUUUUUUUUGAUCUGGCACCAGUGAUCUGCCUAAGCCUGUUGCAGCAGAUGCUGACGUUAGGAUAAGGACAUAAGGACAAAAAGCAGUGGGAAAAGCAGUUGUUGUCUGACUUAAGAAAUAUUGGAGAAUCUUAGCCCUCACAGAGGACAUUGCAGUGUUGCUGAGACAGGCCUACAUGUACAAUUCAGCUUUCCCAAAAUGUCCCGUAUAGGUACGCCAUCUAGCUGCCAGCUAGAGGUAUUUGGCCAAGUUUACCGUUGCUUUCAUUUCAGAAGAAAUACAAAAAAAAAGGAAAUUACCCAGUUUUUUUCACAGAACUGCAACAGGCUGCCACAUUCAAGACAUCCAACUUUGCUUGUUUUUAGCUAAACUGAUUGUGCCUGCUCUGGUAGGCGUUUCCAACAUGUGUGCCAGUAUCUUUUUUCUCUGUACAUAUUCAGACAGACUGUUGAAGAGGUUUGAUUUAUACUUUUAUAAUAAAAUUGUGGAAAUGAAUGUCCAUAGUUACUGUA